Molecule: messenger RNA, 1370 nt
Organism: Salvelinus sp. IW2-2015
Lineage: Eukaryota; Metazoa; Chordata; Actinopteri; Salmoniformes; Salmonidae
Source: RefSeq, a predicted model, not a curated record
UUAGAGGUCAGAAACUGAGACCGACUCCCCGUUUACUGAAUCUGUUUCUCUACGGUUCUGCUGCUGCAUCCCGGGACAAUGUGACCCUGCACGGAUCACCUUCAUUAGCUAGUUGGAAACCGUUACGAAGUUUGGUCGGUCGACGUGCACGGUUGAGCAUUUCAAGAGAAGUGCCCACAUAGCGUCCCCUGCUGCGUUAUAGCUACCCAUUUAAACGGCUGCAGCUUGCCACAGCAGCGGGAGCUCCAUCGAGCCAUGCGACAGUGGUGCCUCCCGGCUGCGGCACCGCGAACCGAACCUCUGCCCACAGGGCGCCUCUCACCCCCGCUAUCAGAUGUCAGGAUGGAGUGUUGUGAGGUGGAGCCACGCUAUACCAUCGAGCAGAUCGACCUCCUCCAGCGUCUCCGUCUCUCAGGGAUGACCAAGCCACAGAUCAUCCAGGCUUUGGCGUCCCUAGAGCGGCUAGAUCCCGACCAGCGCCCCCCGUACUGCAAUGACACACACACCGCCAACCCCAUAACCAACACUACCCCUACCACAGCCUCUGCCCCAGCCCCCUCCUCCUCUUCCUCCUCCUCUUCCUCCCUCUCCCUGGCCUCCGUCACCACGCAGACACCCGGGCUGGAUGGCGCCUCCAUGUCGCCUAGCAACAGCUACGAAACCUCGCCCCCGCCGCUGUACCCCCCGGCAGUCGGAGUUCAGAGGUCAUUCAGCUAUGACAUCAUGGCGGAGGAKGACUGGGACCUGGAGGAGAAGGURGAGGAGUACAUGAGGGCUGAGGUGGAGUGAAAACCAGCAUGGCCCGGCGGGUCUGGGCCUGGGGCUCAGUGGUCUCGGCCAGGGGCUGGGCCAAAACCUGGGCUCUGGACCCAGGGCAGCCAGGGGAGGGGACAGAGACGGGACGGGCAACGCCGCUACGGGCGCCACGGGCGCCACGGCCACUACAGCCGCGACCUCCUCCACCACCUGGGGCAGACAGAGAGAGCUGCUGAUGCACCUGUUGCCAUGGUACACUGCAGCCGCCACACAGCCAGGUGCUACCCUGUCGAUGCGCUCCCUGGUGAAGGAGGAGCCUGAUUGGAGGACGGGGCUCAGCCCCGGGGAGAGGGGCGGGGUGGUGGGCGGUCCUCUGAGGCUGCGGAGGGGAAGCAGGUUCACCUGGAGGAAGGAGUGCCAGUCAAUCAUGGAGAGUUUCUUCGUGGAGAACCAGUACCCUGACGAGGCGAAGAGAGAGGAGAUCGCUAAUGCCUGCAACUCAGUCAUUCAGAAACCUGGAGGCAAGCUGUCUGAGUUUGAGCGUGUCACGGCUCUGAAGGUGUACAACUGGUUCGCCAACCGCCGGAAGGAGAUGAAGAGACGGGCUAAUAUAG